Molecule: messenger RNA, 2664 nt
Organism: Anopheles aquasalis
Lineage: Eukaryota; Metazoa; Arthropoda; Insecta; Diptera; Culicidae
Source: RefSeq, a predicted model, not a curated record
GGCAUUUCCGAGAAGUCGAUCUUUAGCCGUGGUGUCGGAUCGUUUGCGUGAUUUUCACUUGUUGAGUCUAUCGUGCAUUUUAUGUUGAAAAUAGAAAAAAAAAGUGAAGUAGGCUGUUCUAUCAGUAAUACAGUACUCGUUUGCUAAUCGAUUGUACCAGAACCGAGCGAAAAGCUGGAUCAAGAGCAGUUCAACCAUCCAAGCAUCCUGAUGUUAUCGUCGGUUUGGACGUCCCUGGGUAAAGAGCAAGGUUUAGCCAGGGCGCUCAAGCAAAAAAUUGACGAGACAUCGACUCGCAGCGGAAGCAGCCAGCGCCGUAAGCCGAUUCCCCCGAAACCACCGCGACGCAAGAACCAGCAGCAGGAGGUUCCACCAUUCCAAAAUCGUUCCAUCGUAACUGCCAGCCCUUCACCAGCAUUCCAUCCCAAAGCGACGUCGUCGAUGACUACACCAACGAGCCAGCACAUAAUGGGAGUAGCGGAGAAAAACCGGGAAGAUCGUGAACAUUGCGACGAUGAGUGUGCCCAUAAGAUAAUCACAAAGGCAUUUCACUUUCUUACGCGGCCUAAAAGAGGCCGAGAUAUGACUGCCAGCGAGAUACUGGAGUGCUAUCUGGAGCGACAGCAAGCUCAACUGGGGCAACAGAGCGCGGUGGUGCUAGACAUGAAUACUUGCAACAGCAGCUUCACCAGUACCCUUACCUACUUUAGCAAUCUUGACACAACGGUGCUUGCUGGUAAUGACGAUUCAAAGAUCGGACUGUCAGGGACGCUGUUAGCUGCUGAGGAACAACAGCAGGAGCUGACGACGAAGACAAUCGCUCCGGAUACGUUUGGUGAUGUGCCGGCAAAGUGGGUCCAGCAUCAGCCCAAGCACCGGGAGCAGAAGCUGCCCAAAGGCAGGCACACCGGGCUGCACAACAGUUAUCAAGAGGCGAUGAGGGAAUCGCAAGAGGAGAUUCCGAUGAACGGUCAGCAGCACAUCUACGAGCCGAUUGUGAUACCGUCGCAGCCGCAAAUGAUUUCAACGCCAAUCGUUACAUCUACGACUUCCGGCUGCAACCGAGAACACCGUUGGCACAACGUGUGGCGGAAGCUGAAGCAUAUCUGUCUGUCGCGCCGUAACCGCCGCCAGAAGAACCAACCGACCGUCGACGAGCAACCACGAACCAAUCAGCAGGUUCCGAGCAGUACCUGCAGCAGCAAUAAUCUCCAUCAGCAAGCGACACUGAACACCGGGCUAGGUAGUCGCUUUGAUAGCCACCGACAAUCGAUGAAAAAGAGCGCCAAAAAUCGACCCUUCAGAUUUUAAGGUACGUCUCCAGAUAUAUAAAAUGGCACCAGGAUGUGCUGUGAAACCGGCUAAUGUACUGUGAUGAAUAAGGCCGGCCUUGUUAAUCGAAGAUUAAUGGAUAGUUUGCGACCAUCCGUUCGAUGUUAUAUUUAUAUUUGCGUACUACUGAAUGGUAUGAAUGAUACGUUUUCUUCUACAUUAGUAUAUGCAUAUAACCAUCAAUUUUGAGCGUGGAUCAUAUACGGCGGACCGUAAUGCUGAAUGGUUGCAUGUAAACCUCUUGAUGCAUAUAGCGCUCUUAAGAGAUACUAACGAUGCAGAGUGCAAAUGUGAAACGCAAUGAAUAAGAUCAUAUUCUAGCACUGCAUGCGAGUCGUAGCAACUAGUAGUUCCGGUCCACGUACUGGCACCGGUAGUACUUUCGAAACAACACAGACCCAAGGGAUACGGGAUAGGGUUUGCAUGUUUUAUGGCAAUUCAAGUGGCCCAUUAUGCCGAUUGAUUCGGCGGUAGGUUUUGAAUGUUUUAUAUUCAAAUAUGUGGCCCAUUUUGCCGAAUGAUGCCCGUUAGUGAGUUGAAGAGUAAGGCGCUUUUAUGAGACUUCCACGAUUCAUAGCGCUAUUGUGAUACAUGUAUCUGUGAUAUAUGCAAAAGUAAAAUAUAUCCAACAUGUAGUUGGAUAUUUUCAGAUCCUAGCAAUACACGCAAGCCGUGAACAAGUAGUACCACCUAGCGGUUUCGGAGCACAUACCGGCACAAGUAGUGCGUUGGAAAGGAUGUAGGCCGAACAGAGUUACAGGAUGAAAUUUGAAUGUAUUGCAUUAAAUAAGAGGGACUGUACCGUGCGUCACAUUGAAUUAUUUCCAUGGUCAUGUGAACGAUUGUCUGACUGGGACGAUUCUAAAAUGAAUUUAUUAUGAGAAUGAUUAUGCGCAAAACAGUGAGCAAAAACCAAAUCAAUGUAAACCAGCCAUAUCUAGGCGUUCGAAUGAGCUAAUAUUUCAAGCAACGAGCUCUAACUUCAACUGCCUUCUUUUUGACGCGAUAUCGUUUCCCCAUAUUCAUAUUAAAAUCCAGCAGGGCAAGGCUUAACGCUCCUCAGAAGGCAAGCGCAUCAUGUGGCAAUUGAACUGACUUGAGUUUGACUUGGGCAUUUUGCUGUACAGAUUGUGUGCCACCUUCGUCGCCCUAGUACGUGUUACUGUAAUCGUGAAAGCGAAAAGAUUCAGCAGGUUUUGAUGAUUAUCUAUUUAUUGCAAAAUUCACAGCUUCGUAGAUUCUCUGACAAAUUCGAAAGAAGGAUACUCAAAACCGAUAGUUUAUAUGAAGAAGAUUAAUUUAAAAUAUACCAACAAACUUAAACAGCUGUAA